Messenger RNA from Tetrahymena thermophila SB210, 2601 nucleotides. RefSeq lists its product as hypothetical. The record is from RefSeq and is a predicted model, not a curated record. The transcript has a single exon. NCBI's taxonomy places the organism in Eukaryota, Ciliophora, Oligohymenophorea, Hymenostomatida, Tetrahymenidae.
GAAAAAAUUUAUAAAUGAAUAAUAAAUAAAAAUUAAUUAACUUUUAAAAAAUUGGGGAACUUAUUAAUAAAAACUAAAUUGGUAAAAUGAUCAAAGUUGUUUUUGGUGAAAAAUGUUAUAAUUUAAAAAAGUAAAAUUUUAUUUAUGGUUAUGCAUUUAUGAUAAACAGUGUUAAUCUCAAUGAAAUAAGUAAUUAAGAUUUAAAAUCCCUAAUAGAAUACACUGUAGUAUAACAAAAACUUCUUUGCUACGAAUUUGAUAAUACCAAAGUAUGUUAAAUUUUCAAAAUUUCCUCCAAAGAUUUUAAAGAUAAGACAAUAACUUCUUCUUUAUAGUACGAAGACUCUAAUAAGGAUGUCUUAUUAACAGUUGCUAGAGAUCUAAGAGAACAAAAUCAGUCUUUAUUAAAUUGGUUAAAUAAACAAGAGAAAGAUACUCAAUGCAAAAUACUCAACAUACUCUAAACGAAUAUUAAUAGCCUUGACAAGAAGUAUGGAGAAACUCUAAAAAUUACUUUUUAAAAAAUAAUUAAAGAGCGAAAAUCAAUGCCUUAACAACAAUCAUAAUGAAAAAAAAUAUCUUAAAAAAUUCAAAAAACUAAUAAUCAAAAUACAAUAUAUAUAACUUUGUAUUACUACACUCUUAAAAAAUUAACAAAUUAAAUAAUUGAUAAUAUGAAAAAAAAUUAACUAACAAAAUUUUACUCAUAAUAAUCAAUAAAUCAUAAAAAUAAAUAAAUAAAAAAUAGUUAUUACUUUACUUAAUUUAAUAAAUAUAAAAUAAUAUUAUUAUUAUUUACAAAGUAAAUUUCAUAUCCUCCCUCAAUUGUAUUAUUUCCUUUCUUUAUUUAACAAAACUUGAUUUAACUUAUUAGCUUUUUUAUUUUUUUUAUCUAAAUAUAUUGACUGUAAUAGAUGAAUUAAAGAAACUUAAUUAAGAAUAUAUAAAGUCAGAAAAGAUAUUGAUUAUUAAUUUAUUUAUUAAUUAAAAUAAAUAUAAAAAUUUGUUAUAUUCUCAACUCCACUUCUUUGUUUAUUAAGCAUUUCUUUUAUUUUUUAAUUUAUUUUAUUAAUAUUUCAAAUAUCAAUUUCCUCUUCUUGCAGAGUAAAAUUUUCUCUAAUGUAUUAAUUAUUAUUUUACAAAUAGCCAUUAUUAUUUUAAUAUUCUAUAUUUGAGCUAUGAUAAUCUUCUUCUAAUUCUGCCUCCUCUUCUUCUUCCUCUUCUUCAUCUUCAUCAUUUUCAUAUUAUUCAUUCUAUUAUUCAUCUUCAAAAACGUAUUUAUCUGGUGAAUUAUCUUCAAACUCAUUUCUUCUUGAUUGAUGAGAAUUUUGGGGCAAUUUAUUUUAUUUAGACACUGAUUAUCCUUUUGAUUUAAAGGCAGAAUUAUCUUUAAAGUAAUCAUUUUCUUCUUCCUUCACACUUCUCAUAUUUUAUGCAUAUUAUAACUAGUCAUUAACACUUUCCUAAUUAUCCUCAUCAAAAUUUUCAUGAAUAUCUUCAUUUGUAUUUCUAUAUUAGCAGCUAUUGUUAUCCAAUCCGUUUUAAAAUUAUUAUGAACCACGAGGAAUGCUUUCUUGUAUACUUUUACUGUUAUUUGAAAAAUUACUAUUUUGCUAAUUUAAGUUAUUUUCUCCAUUUAGAUUUUAUUAUUUUAAAUUAUUUUUGCUGCUUCCCUAUCUUUGCUAAGUCCUUGAACUUUAAUUCUAAGAAUUAGAAUUUUAUUUUAUCUGGUCUUGGCUGAUCUUAGAUUCAUCAAAGUUAGCUUAUUCAAUAUUUUACUAAUUACUCUAUGAAGUAACUGAGUUUGCUCCAUUGUUAUGAACAGGCUCGAAUUCCCCAUUACUUUUAUUUGCACUAUUUUAUUAAGCAUUUUCCCUAGAUUUUUUUGUUCCAAUCAAAAAAAGCUGGUUGUUUGCAUGUCUAAGUCUCAAAACUAAGCUGUCAAGGUUAUUGUCGCAUUCUUCUCUUAAGAAAGUAAGAGCCUCUUCUGAAGGAAUUUCUAUAAUUUUAGUUUCCUCUCCUUCUAUUUCAUCUGCUACAAUCAUCAUUUUUCCAUCAAACAUGUAAAUUUCUACAUCAAAGUGGAUAUUUCCUAUAACUUUUACCUGUUUAUAAAGACGAAUCUUCUCUUUUCUUUGAUUAUAAUUGUUGCUUAAGCUUCUUUUAGAUACUUGUGCACUUUCACCUCUCCUUGGUUAACUAAUUCUAAAAUUAGAAUUUAAGCUACCAUUUAAGCUAGUAUUAACGUUUUAGUUAGAGUAACUACUAUUCUAUUAUCCAUAAAGAUGAUUAUUGUCUUGCUAGCUUUAAUUGAGUUUCACAGAUUUCCUUUUUAUAGGGUUUAAUGAGUUAUUUCUAGAAUGAGAAAAACUUUAAUUAUUUGUAAGAGCAUUAUCAGAAGAAGUAGGAGUGCCUCCAUAAUAAGAUGACUGCUUUGGCGUUUUAGAGUAGCUAAUAGUAAUUUAAAAAGAUGCUUAAAUAUAGUAUUUAUAAUUUGUAUGAUUUAUUUGCUUGCUUAAUGGACUAAAAUAUUAAAUGUUUCUUUAUUUAUUUUAUUUGCCUAUAAAUAUCAACACAGUUCUAAAGAAAUUAUUUACCCUG